AUGGCUGUGGGAACGGACCGCCGUGCGAAGAAGACCGCUUGCAGACUAGACCAGCCGUUACUUAUACAGCCUGUCGCUAACGUAAUGUCCUUUGAUCCUCCGAAUCACAGUCCUGGCGUCGACGUUCUUGCUGCAGAACCCACCUCUAUCCAAAGUCCAACGGAGCAUCUCGAAUUCAGGAACACCUUGACUGGGCCAGACUCCACCAGUCAGGUACAUCAUCAUUCCGGCAAGAAGAGACGUUCAUCCAAAAGCAAGAUACCUGGAGAACUUCGACGAUCGACAUCUACGCCACACAUGCGCAAUCUGGCUCUUGCGACUUCUGACGAGUUGUCGCCAACAAGUAACAAGGCGCGCAACAAGUUGGGGUACCACCGAACCUCGGUCGCGUGUGGACACUGCCGACGGAGAAAGAUCCGAUGCCUUCUGGCUCCAGAUGACCCACAAGGUCGCUGCUCCAAUUGCAUACGAUUGAAGAAAGAGUGCAACUUCUUUCCGGUAGAACACAUCAUGGAUACGCAGCGCCCUUCAGGCGCAGUCAAAGAUCUGAGUACAGGGACACCAUCAACACCCGUAGCCUCAUCUCCACGGCACCUACCCUCGCAUGCAGGUGAAAAGGUUGGCGACUACCGUGCGUCGUUUCAUGGAGCCCCGGCAGCCGCACCGAAUGCGCCUUACGGAUAUUCGGGUGAAUCAGAAAUAGAUCCCCAUCAAAUACCCAGUUCAGGUGCAGUCCCGGUGCAACAUGCAGCUUACCCAUACCCCCCUCCGUUAGAGACACAGUGGCCCCCGACGACUAGCUAUCUCCCCUCGUCAACGAUAGCAGAGAGUCCUAACUCGAACGCAACAUACUGGCGGCAAUCUCCGUCGACAGCGAACUCUGUAUAUGGAAGCGAGUCCGGUGUUUCUGGUGUACACACUCCAGCUACUAUGAGCACGAGCUCGACAAUGUCGUAUGGUCACCCAGAGAACCAUGCAUGGGGCCAGCAACCAUCGUUCCAACCACCUCCAACACGAUCAAUGUCCUACGGCAACAUUGAAGGGCUACCGCCGCAAUACCCCGGCCAUGGUCUUGGAAUCCAGCAUGAGAACUUUGGGCGGCGAACCUCCCCGUACCCUUAUCCAACCAGUAUAGAUACGAGUCAACCAACGUUACACACUACUACCAUGGGAGGAUCAACAUCAGGCCCUCUUUCCGCUCCAGUACUUCAAUCUCACCAGUUUUAUCCGCCAGCUUGGGGCUCGUACGAACAGAACCAAAUUUCGCCCAUGCAAAUACCUGGUCGAUCAAUGAGCGCGCAAUGGUACGCAGAACCAGGGCAUCUGAAUCAGGUGCAAGAAGAAGGCGGUCCGCCUAUGGCUUAUAACCAACAUGGAGUACCGCAAUAUUACUCCGGUGCAUGA
Ascochyta rabiei is the source of this 1404-nucleotide messenger RNA. RefSeq lists its product as uncharacterized. Gene Ontology annotation, biological process: regulation of DNA-templated transcription. Gene Ontology annotation, molecular function: zinc ion binding; DNA-binding transcription factor activity, RNA polymerase II-specific. The coding region runs from base 1 to 1404 and encodes 467 amino acids. The transcript is spliced from 3 exons. The record is from RefSeq and is a predicted model, not a curated record. Lineage: Eukaryota; Fungi; Ascomycota; Dothideomycetes; Pleosporales; Didymellaceae.